AUGGCGGGACCGGGCAUGCUCUACGUGACGAUGCAGCCGUCCGAGGGGCUGUCGGCAGAGCAGUUUCAUGAGUGGUACAACAACGAGCACGGCCCGACGCGGUUGCGGAUGCCGCACAUGUUCGGCAGCGGACUCCGGUACCGCGCGACCGACAGCCAGCAGCCGCACUUUCUGGCCACCUACGACGUCACCGCUAUGGCCCUGCUUGACACGCCCACCUACACGGACCUGCGCGCCCACCGCUCUCCCCGCGAGGCCGACACCAUCGGACAGGUCGACGUCGACCGCCGCUUCCUCGACCUCGUCCACACCCAGCACACGCAGACGCAGGCCCCGCCCUUUGUCGCCGCCGAGCACCUGCCCGACGCCGACGCCGAGGGUCUGAUCCUGGUUUCCGUCGAGAUCUCCCUCAAGCCCGGCGUCGACGGCGCCGACGACGCCGUGGUAAAGUGGUAUCAAGAAGAGCACAUCCCCAUGCUGUCGCGCGUGCCCGGCUGGCUGCGUAGCCGCAUCUUCCGCACCCCGUCCGCCAUUGAGGCCGGCUCGAGCGCGACCGCACAGCAGCCCGCCCGUCUGGUGGCGCUGCACGACUUUGCCAAGGACAACGGGCUCGGUGGCCAGGAGCACGAGGCGGCCAAGAGCACCCCGCGCCGCGGAGCCGUCUUCGCCCAGUACAUCGCCACCAAGACGCGCCGCGCCUACGAGCUGUUCUACGUCUUCGGCCCCGCCCCGCGCGACCUGCAUUCCCUGUCCAAGCUGCCUAGCGCCGCAGCCUUCACCGCGCCCGACGGCUCCGUCGCCACCGUCCCCGGCGCCGCCUCCAUCAGCGCGCACGUCACCACCGCCGACGGCCUGGGCAUCCCCUACCGGCUCGAAGGCAACCCGGCCCCCGGCGCGCCGACCGUGGCGUUUUGCAACUCGCUCCUAACCUCGCUACACAUGUGGGAUGCGCUGGUGACCAUCCUCAAGGCCAGGCGGCCCGACCUGCGCAUCCUGCGUUACGACACGCGCGGCCGCCACGCCGUGCCCGCGGACCCGCCCGUCCCUGCCACCCUCGACAUGCUCGCCGACGAUCUCGCCGUGCUGCUGGCCGCCCUGCACAUCCAGCGCCUGCACGCCCUCGUCGGCGUGUCCAUGGGUGGUGCCACGGCGCUCAACUUUGCGCUGCGCCACCCGGCGCUUCUAUCCAAGUUCGUCGCCUGCGACUUCAAUGCCGCGUCCAGCGCCGCCAACACGGCCGCAUGGAAGGGCCGCAUCGCCGUGGCCGAGAGCGGGGACGCCGGAAUGAAAGAGCUGGCGGCCGCGACGGUCGGCCGCUGGUUCCACCCCCACACAAUGGCGGCCAAGGCGGGCGUGGCUGCGUCGAUGCGCGACAUGGUCGCUGCCAACAGCGUGCAGGGCUUCCGCUUCUCGUGCCAGGCGCUGUGGGACUACGACAUGCGCCCCGCCAUGCCCGCGUGUGCGGUGCCCGGCCUGUUUGUCGUCGGCGAGGGAGACGCCAACGGCGCCCUCGUCAAGGCGAUGGAUGGGUUUAGGGGCCUGCUGGGGCCUGGUGGUGUCGGCGCCGAGCUCAAGGUCGUCCCGCUUGCUGGCCACCUGCCCAUGUGCGAAGCGCCAGCCGAAUUCUGGGAGGCUGUUGAGGCGUUCCUGUGA
Molecule: messenger RNA, 1653 nt
Organism: Lasiosphaeria miniovina
Lineage: Eukaryota; Fungi; Ascomycota; Sordariomycetes; Sordariales; Lasiosphaeriaceae
Product: Alpha/Beta hydrolase protein
Exons: 1
Coding region: 1-1653 (550 amino acids)
Source: RefSeq, a predicted model, not a curated record